AUGCCAUAUUCUCCCAUGUCUGAGAAGGGAGAUGAUGAGGAUGAUAAGGAUGACGAUGAUGAUAACCAUGUUGGUGAUGGUGUUAAUGGUGAUGUUGGUGGUAUUGGUAAUGAUGUUAGUGUUGUUGGUAUUGGUGUUGGUGUUGGUGGUUGUCUUAUUAUUGGUGGUUUUAUUAUUAUUGGCGUUGGUGUUGGUGGUGGUGUCAGUAUUAGUGGUGUUAGUGCUGGUAUUGAUAUUGGUGUUAUUGAUAUUAAUGGCGUUGGUAUUGUUAUUGGUGUUGUUGUUGUUGGUGCUGGUAUUGGUGGUGAUGUUGGUGUUGGUAUAUAUUGUAUUGGUAUUUUUGGUGGUGUUAUUGGUGGUGUUGAUCUGGAUGCUACUUCUAGGGGUGUUGCUGGUGGAGUUGUUGAUGUUAGUGGUAGCCAUGCUGAUGCUGAUGCUACUGCCAGUUACGAUGAUGAGCAUGUUGAUACUCAAGAAAAAAUAAAUACUACUCAAGAAUGGAAUGGUGAAGGUUUAUUACUGCAACUUACCUGUCUUCGAAGAGGCCAAUUGUUUUUCCAAGAUGCAUCCACUAUUUAA
Molecule: messenger RNA, 579 nt
Organism: Capsicum annuum
Lineage: Eukaryota; Viridiplantae; Streptophyta; Magnoliopsida; Solanales; Solanaceae
Product: glycine-rich cell wall structural protein 1-like
Exons: 4
Coding region: 1-579 (192 amino acids)
Source: RefSeq, a predicted model, not a curated record